Messenger RNA from Myripristis murdjan (pinecone soldierfish), 3771 nucleotides. It is a transcript of the gene dgke, whose product is annotated as diacylglycerol kinase, epsilon. The transcript has 11 exons. The record is from RefSeq and is a predicted model, not a curated record. Gene Ontology annotation, molecular function: ATP-dependent diacylglycerol kinase activity. Gene Ontology annotation, cellular component: membrane. Gene Ontology annotation, biological process: phospholipase C-activating G protein-coupled receptor signaling pathway. NCBI's taxonomy places the organism in Eukaryota, Metazoa, Chordata, Actinopteri, Holocentriformes, Holocentridae. The coding region runs from base 333 to 2069 and encodes 578 amino acids.
GAGGGCUCCCGCAGCUCGGAGUGGGAUAGGAACUAUUUUGGCAGGCAGCAGCUCUCCAGCUAAAGCUAACUUACCCAAGGAGCUAACUGGCCAAGUGGUACAGGGGCUAUUUGGCCGUCUGCUUGUCGUGUUAUAUUUAAACUUCUGUACGACAUUUAUGUCAUCUCUGUAUGCUUUCCUGUCAAAAUGAGUACCGCUGGGACACACUGCAGGCGUUCCGGGUGCAGUUUGUUGUGUUGUUUACAUGCUAGCUCGCUGGUUUGCUGAUUUCCGCUCACUUCCAUCAUCUGCGGCUACGGUCGGCGCUUAACAGCCAGCAGCAUCCCGUCUGGAUGAUGUACAUGGAGGGGGACGAGGGGCACGACGAGCGCGGCUCCAGAGAGGAGUGGACGCUCCUGUUCUGGACCUCGCUGGCCGUGAUUGUGCCCGUCAUCAUCACGCUGUGGUGCAGCACGCAGCGCUCCAAGCGGAAAACACACAUGAAGGAUUUCUUUCGCAAGAGCAAGCACGGCUGGCACUACACGGACCUGUUCAACAAGCCCACGUACUGCUGCGUCUGCUCGCAGCACAUCCUGCAGGGCGCCUUCUGCGACUGCUGCGGGCUGUGCGCCGACGAGCCGUGUCUGCGACGGGCCGACCGGAGCCUGCCGUGCAAGGAGAUCAUGGCCCCGGCCCGGCCCGACGGAGCCCCGGAGCACCGCUGGGUCCGCGGGAACGUGCCGCUCGCCAGCUACUGCGCGGUGUGCAAGCAGCAGUGCGGGACGCAGCCAAAGCUCUGCGACUUCAGGUGUGUGUGGUGUCAGACCACCGUGCACGACGACUGCAUGGCCAGCCUGGCGGACGCGGAGCACUGUGACCUGGGCGAGUUCCGCAGCCUCAUCAUCCCCCCGCACUACCUCUACCACGUCAACAAGCUCCGCCGCAGGCACCCCGACGAGUACAGCAAGCUGGCGUCCUCAUGCGGUAGUGGCUGGACUCCCGUGCUGGUCCUGGCUAACACGCGCAGUGGCAACAACAUGGGGGAGGCUCUGCUGGGAGAGUUUCGCACACUCCUCAACCCCGUGCAGGUGUUCGACCUGUCAGAGCUGACUCCCCCCAAGGCCCUGCAGCUAUGCACCCUGCUCCCCCCUGGCAGUGUGCGGGUGCUGGUGUGUGGGGGAGAUGGCACUGUGGGCUGGGUGCUGGACGCCAUCGACACCAUGAAGCUCAAGGGUCAAGACCAGUUUAUCCCAAGGGUGACCAUCCUGCCCCUGGGCACGGGAAACGACCUAUCCAACACUUUGGGCUGGGGUUCCGGGUAUGCCGGAGAGAUCCCUGUGGAGCAGGUUCUCCGUAACGUCCUGGACGCCGAGGUGGUCAAAAUGGACAGAUGGAAAGUGCAGGUAGCUUCAAAAGGCCUCUACUUUCGCAAACCAAAGGUUCUGUCCAUGAAUAACUACUUCUCUGUGGGGCCUGACGCCCUGAUGGCUCUCAACUUCCACACACACCGGGAGAAAACACCCUCCUUCUUCUCCAGCCGCAUCAUCAACAAGGCUGUGUAUUUCCUGUAUGGCACCAAAGAUUGUUUAGUGCAGGAAUGUAAGGAUCUGGAUAAGAGGAUUGAGCUGGAGCUGGAUGGGGAGCGAGUGGCGCUGCCCAGCCUGGAGGGCAUCAUUGUUUGUAACAUCGGCUACUGGGGCGGAGGCUGUAGGCUCUGGGAGGGCAUGGGGGACGAGCCGUGUCCCCCCACACGGCUGGAUGACGGUCUGCUGGAGGUGGUGGGAGUAUUUGGCUCCUUCCACUGCGCCCAGAUCCAGGUCAAGCUCGCCAACCCUGUACGGCUCGGUCAGGCCCACACUGUCAGGCUCGUUCUGAAGAGUUCCAGGAUGCCCAUGCAGGUGGACGGCGAGCCGUGGGCGCAGGGCCCCUGCACCAUCACCAUCACCCACAAGACCCAGGUCCUCAUGCUGUACCACAGCGCCGAGCAAACGGAUGAUGAUGACGACGACGAAUCCAGCGCCUCCGAGACGGAGAGCCCCACCCCCAACGACUCGCCCAGGCCUCCAGGGCCCGCCUCGGCCCGCGCAUGACCCGCCCCAAACAUCGUCCCAUCCCAGGCUCUUCGUAUCCUACUUCCUUUCUUUUGCCCAAUUCCCAUUAAUCCUUCAUUUACAAAGGAUCCUAUCAGCACUUAGUCCGUCUUAGUCCGUCGCCUCUUAGACCUUGAAUGCACCCAACAGUUUAACCUCAGAUCUUGCCGAUUGGAAUUAUAAUUUUCCUGCAUUGUCUGUGUGAUCUUGUUGUAUUCUCGCAGGGAAACCACAGAAUAUAUCAUUGUUUGGUUCAAGGGUUAGAGAGAUUAGUUUGGAAUUGGGCUGGUGUGAUAUAUUUUUUUUUGUCUGUGUGUGUUUUUCAGUCUUAUACCUCCACACUCCCCUUUAUAUUGUAACCCAGCGCUCAGGCAAUUCCCACUGCACAGGUGGGCUAGGAAGGAGAAGGUGAAUGUUUUGGAGGAGGAUUGUCUAUUUGCACUGAUUCCUUGUGCCAUGUUACAAUGACCACAGUACAGUACAUAGUGGAAUAUACUGUAGUUGUAAAUCAAUGCCCAAUGCUGCCCAACAGGUGUCAGUGGCCCGCGUUUGUUACAAGUUGUUCCAUUGACCGUUUCCUUCAUUUUAACCCAUACAGGCAAAGCCAAGUGUAAAUAUUUGGGAAUCGCAGGAGAGGACAGUAUUGUGUUGGGGUCUGACUGAAGAUAUGUCCCCAAAGGGGGUUUUUUCCCACAAAGAGCACAAACAAGCACAAAUCACAGCAUAAAUAUUAAAAAAAAGACACAUUUUCUGUGAGAGACAGAGUGAGGUGGCAUCUCCACUGGCUGGUGGGCUAACUGUCUCUGCUCUGUACAGGGAACCUGUCAUGGUCCGGGCAGUUGAAAGUCUCUCCUGCUUUUCUCUUGCAGUCAGCACUCUGGCUUUGAAACAUGCGCUAAACACAGGUCAAAGGGUCUCUGAGCCUGGAGGGAGCAAGUGAUCCGCUACUAUCCGUUACAACCACUAUGUGUGUGUUUAUCACUGGACAAUUGUUUAUGGUGAUUUUGUUUACUUCACAACGCACUGUCAUGAGAAACUAGCCAAUUUGCGUAAUUGUACUACAAUGUAGUCUUAAACCAGACUACACAUUUCCUACAAGACACAACCUUACUUUACAAGUUUAAUUUUGGAGAUGCCACCAAGUUCGAUAAUCAUAUGAUAAUCAAUUUGCCUACAUAAAAUCCUGCUCCAUGGUGUUCCUCUCCUUUAUAUAUUUGCUCCUGUUUACAUGCAUUUUGUGUUGCACUGUUUUGGCACGUUAACACUUUGAAACAGUUACCUUACACUGCAUAGGAUAUUCAAUAGUUUAUAUAAGGGUAGAAAACACACCACAAAGAGUUUAUUACUGAUGUUACUGCUGAAGCCGAUAGUCUACUGUUUAUAAGAUGCUUACAUGUUAUUUUAAGUUAUUCAACUCGUCCUCUAUCUUAAGGAAAGUGUGUUGCCAGAUUGUCCGUGUUCAUGCUGAGCGCAACAUUGACCACAAGAUGGCGUACUAGAGAUAGUGUUUUGUAUGAGGACAGGCCCAAAUAGGGUGUUUGUACUCAGAAGUCCACAAAUCACAAAAUAUUUUCAGAGAUGCAUGUACUUGCUAAAGUCUCAUUGUUUUGACUGUUGAAUUUUUAGCAGCUCCAUAUAUUCUGUUCUCUACACAAAUGUUUGAAAGAAGUCAUUUCAAGUUUGGUUAAAAAAAAAAAAAAAA